Messenger RNA from Rotaria sordida, 414 nucleotides. NCBI's taxonomy places the organism in Eukaryota, Metazoa, Rotifera, Eurotatoria, Philodinida, Philodinidae. The record is from the annotation of a GenBank genome assembly.
AUGUAUAAAUAUGGUGUUGAAUGUCUAUUUCGAUUUUACACAUAUGAUCUAGAAAAACAUUUUCGUCAGCAUGUAUUUGAAGAUUUUCAACAUGAAACUCUUUGUAAUCAUGAAGCUGAAAAAUUCUGGGCAUUUUUAAAAUAUUCUCGACAAAAACCAAAAAUUAAUCGAAAACUUGAAGAAAUUUUAAAAAAUUAUAAAAAUCUUGAAGAUUUUCGUGUUGAUGGUGCAUCAUUUCUACAACAAUUUUUUCCAACAAAAUCAAAUUAUAACUGUUCAGCACCCGAAGCAAUUGCUGCUGCAGUAGCAAAGAACAGUGAUACAUCAAAUUCAUUAAAACCCAAUGGUGAACAAUAUCUGAACGGUGCUAAACUUUAUACACGUUUUGUUUUUCUUUUAUUUUGUCUAAAAUAA